This is a messenger RNA of Impatiens glandulifera, 1320 nucleotides long. RefSeq names its product (13S,14R)-1,13-dihydroxy-N-methylcanadine 13-O-acetyltransferase AT1-like. NCBI's taxonomy places the organism in Eukaryota, Viridiplantae, Streptophyta, Magnoliopsida, Ericales, Balsaminaceae. The transcript has 2 exons. The record is from RefSeq and is a predicted model, not a curated record. The coding region runs from base 1 to 1320 and encodes 439 amino acids.
AUGAGCAAAUUGCAUGUGAAUAUCAUUUCAAAAGAGAGAAUACUAAAAUCCUCCCCGACCCCUCUCCAUUCCCAAAGAUACAAUCUUUCUUUCCUCGAUCAAUCCGCUAUCCAAACAUACAUGCGUUUCAUCCUCUUUUACCCAAAUGUCGACGAUUUCAGCACCAAAAUCGAUCUUCUAAAGAGAUCGUUAUCUCAUACAUUGAAUGUAUUCUAUCCCUUCGCCGGUUACUUCGCCGGAGAAGAAAGCGCCGUCGUGGGUGGAGAUGAAUUUGGGGCGGAAUUCGUGGAAGCGGAAGUGGGUGAAGGAAUUACUUUGAAUGAUGUGGUUAAAGAUCCUGAUUUUGUAGGUUUGGAAAAGUUGUUUCUUCCCCGGAAAGAGAUUCAGAGAGGAGAAGACGGCGAGGUUCAGCUUUCUGUUCAGGCGACUGGUUUCUGUUGCGGCGGCGUUGCUGUCGGAGUAUGUGUUUCUCAUAAGAUUGCUGAUGGCGUAUCCGCUACCACUUUUAUGAAGUAUUGGGCCACGGUUGCAUCUAAUGAACAAAAACUAGGCAUGGACAAUCUUAAUAUUGAUUUGCCCCCAACAUAUGAUGGUCCGAGAAUAUGGCCGAAACAAGCCAUUUCAGCCUCGCGGCCUUUACCCGAUCUAGACAUGGGGACAGGCACGGUGACAAAGCGUUUUGUGUUUGAUGCGACAUCAAUAGCCAAUCUUAGGGCCAAGGCAACAAAAAUCGAUGAACCAAACGUUACAAGAGUAGAGGCUAUAACGGCUCUCAUGUGGAGUUGUCUCAUAUCCUUAUCACCCGAGAGGGAAAAGGUACUUAUGUUUGCGAUAAACUUAAGACAAAGAUUAUCUCCUCCAUUGUCGAAUCAGUCAUUUGGUAACAUUACCAAGUCGGUCUUGAUGCCAAUUGGAAAACCGAGUUUUCUAGGAUCACGUCCGGAACUAUGUCAUCUUGUGGAGUUGUUUAGGGAAUCGGUUACCAAAGUUGAUGAUGGUUAUUCGAGAAAGACACAUAUUUGUCCAAUAAUAAACAUGAUUCUUCAUGAGCCAUUUCUGAAAGUUGUUGAGAGGAUGCAAGAAAAUUUGUAUGAUUUGUAUUUUGUGACUAGUUGGUGUAGGCUCCCCUUCUAUGAGAUUGAUUUUGGAUGGGGAAGGCCAAUUUGGUUUACGAAUCCAUUUCGAUCAAAUUUUCCAAUAAUCCUAUUGACUGAUGAGGCUGAUGGGAUCGGGGUCGAGGUAUUGGUGUGCUUGAGUAAAGAGGAUAUGGCAAAGUUUGAGAAUGAUCCAAUUCUUCUAGCAUUCUCUAAUGCUCGAUAG